CAGUGCGCCCCAAGAUCGCAUGCAGGUGCUACCGUCGCUGCCCCAAGGCGGGCCCCAGGAAGCGCGCUCGAGACGACUCCUGCAGCGUGACCAGCCCUUCGACCGGCCGCUUCCACCGCUGCCAAAGGAGCGCGACUUUGUCGUGCCAUCGGAUUUUCGGGCGCAAGAAGAGGCCUACCAAGAGAAGCUCGCAGCGCAGACGGACGAGCUCGCGUUCCUGAAAAAGUACGUUGAGCGCAUCCUCAACCAGCUCCGGCGCGUCCUUGUCAAGCACAACGAGCUUGAGCAGCUGCAGCAGCUCUGUGAUCCAAUCGCGCUGCAGGCCGACGAUGAUGGCAGCGCGCCGCUGCCGAGCCCGCCAUGGUUCACAUCCAAGGAGUACAUGAGCCCGCUCUUUGCGGCGUACGAGAGCCGCAUCAAGGAGCUCGAAGCUACGGUCGACAAGCACAAGCGGGAUCUCGAUGCGUUCGUGGGCCACGCCGACGCACUCGCCAGAGAGAACGAGCGGCUCCAGCAUGAGCUCAGCGUGACCAUGGACAAGCUCGUGCUGCAGUCGGACGUCCCCGCGUCGAUGCGCUCUGGCGUCGACUUUUUCACCGACCAGCGCAAGCCCGACAUGAGCGUCAACGACACGCUCGCCGACUUGAACGAGCGCAUCGAGCUGCUCAUGUCGGAGAACAGCUUGCUCGUGGAGCAGGCGUCGCUCCAAGAGACAGAGCUCGACGAGUUCCGACGCGACGUCGCGGAGCGUGACGCGCAGCUGCUCACGAUGAGCCAGAAUUUCAACCAAGCGACGCUCGCGGUCCAGGAGCUCCGCGAUACAAACGACCACAUGAAGCACGACAAGCAGCGCGCGGAGGCCCAAGUGCAGCAGUUUGCCGCCACCAUCGCCCAGCUCGAGGCGCAGAAAGAGUCGAUCUUGGCGCAUGUGCAGAGCCACAAGGACGCCGUCGCCAAGUACGAGCUCCAAGUGCAAGAGUACGAGCACCGAUUGGCGCAGAUCAAAGCUGCAAACGAGCAAAAGCAAAAUGUCGUGACCAAGCGGUACCAAGGCGUGUGCGACCGGCUUCGCGAGCUCACGUCGGCGCUCGACGGAAAGGACAAGCAGCUCGAGCAGCUUCAGGAACUCUUCAAUGCGACGAGCCACGAGCUCGACAUGGUCAAGAGUGACUGCGAGGGCAUGCUCAAAGUGAUGCAGUCGAUGGAGAAGCAGCUCGGCGAGUACGCAUCGCGCGAAGACGCCGUGACAGAGCUCGAACGGGCGAGUCAGGAGCGGGCGCAAGCGGCGAUCCUCGAGCGCGAUCAAGCCAAGGCCAAAGAGACGCAGUGCCGGCGGGAAAUCGCUCGGCUCACAGAGCAGAAGCGCGUCGCCGCGUCCGAGUAUCUCAAGCUCCAAGACGAAAGCGUCGAGAAGCUCCGGCGCAAGCUCGAGAACGAAUUGGCGUAUCGCAGCGACGAGCUCAAGCACGCGCAAACCACGAUCGUGACGCUCAAGAUGCAGCUUGAGAAUGCGAUGCGGCUCCAUGUGGACGCCGAAAGAAGCCUUCGCGACCUCACGACGCAGAGCGAGGCCCGCGUCGCUGCGUUCCAGGACAAGUUUGAGCACAUGGUCGCCCGGGUCGCGUCGUCCGAGCUCGCCAGAGACGAGGCGCUGGCCAAAGAAAAUCAAAGCGCCGCAUCGCUCGUGGCCAAGGAGCUCCAGUUUGAGCGCGUUCUUGCCGAAGUGCAGGAGAAAUGGCAGAUGGAGAGAGACCAGAAAGGAGGCUUGGAGCGCGAACUGGAGGUGCGUCGCGCCGAGGUGCGCGAGGCCAACGAGGCGCUCGCCGCCAAAGAGCGUCACGUUGUGUCGAUGACCAAGGAGCUCCACGACGUGCGGAGCGAGGUGUCGGCCAAGCAAAAGUACCAAAUCGACAUGUACGUGCAGCAAAUUCGCGAACUCAAGGCGCGCCUCGAUCAAGUCGAGACCGAGCUCGUGCGGGCCAAGAAUGAAAACACCAAGAUGGAGCACAUGCUUCGCAUGGACCACCAGCGCAUGGAAGGUCGCUUCAAGAGUGAGAUGGACGUGUCUGCGAGCCGUCUUAGUCGCCUCAAGGACGAGAAGGCGCGCGUCGAGUCGCAGCUCCAGGAAGUCCAGGCGCGCCAUGCGUCGUAUGGCUCCAAGAUCAUUGCGCUCGAGCAAGAGCUGGCCGAGGCGCACCACCAAUGCUCUCAGAUGCACAUGCACGUCGAAGAGGCCGAGCGCAAAGCGUCGGACGUCGGCGCGCAGCUAGCGAUGCUGCUUGCGACACAGCACCAGCACGUGCGGCACGACGUCGAGCUCAAGUCGGCGUUGGAUCGGACGCGGCUCGAGAAGGCGCGGCUUGAACGCGAGCUCUCGGUAUUGCGCAAGACGCCAAUGUCGUCCGAGAGUAGCAGCAUGCAAAAGGCGCUCUUGAUCGAGUCGCGAGGCAGUUGA
Molecule: messenger RNA, 2455 nt
Organism: Saprolegnia parasitica CBS 223.65
Lineage: Eukaryota; Oomycota; Saprolegniomycetes; Saprolegniales; Saprolegniaceae
Exons: 15
Coding region: 20-2455 (811 amino acids)
Biological process (GO): cilium assembly; clustering of voltage-gated sodium channels
Cellular component (GO): centriole
Source: RefSeq, a predicted model, not a curated record